This is a messenger RNA of Leucoraja erinaceus (little skate), 2488 nucleotides long. RefSeq lists its product as uncharacterized. The transcript is spliced from 2 exons. Lineage: Eukaryota; Metazoa; Chordata; Chondrichthyes; Rajiformes; Rajidae. The coding region runs from base 395 to 1351 and encodes 318 amino acids. The record is from RefSeq and is a predicted model, not a curated record. Gene Ontology annotation, molecular function: nucleic acid binding.
GCACCCCGUUUGAGAGGUGGCCAUGGGCCCCGUUUGAGAGGUGGCCAUGGGCCCCGUUUGAGAGGUGUGGGGGAACGGGGUCGAGGACAAGGACCAAGACAGCAACGGCAAAGAGUCUCCAAUGAGAUUAGAGCAAUGGUUGUAGAUCAUGUCAUCAAUCAUGGCAUGACAAUGAUUGAGGCAGCGAGAAUGAUACAACCAAACCUUAAAAGAUCAACCGUGGCCUCAAUCAUUAGAACUUUCCGCAAUGAGAACCGGUAAGUCUUCAGCAUGCACUACAGUAAACAUUACAGUACUGUAGGCUACUCUUACUGUAAUUGUCAAAUGAUUGUACACUGCAUGCCAAUGUGCAGCACAGAGUAGGUAAUGUGACUAUGAAAAUGUGUUCUACAGUAUGAUGACAUGUUCUUCCUGUCAUAUUCCCUACAGAAUUGAGACUAGACCCAAUAGUGGAGGCAGAGGCAGACUCCUCACUGAGGAACAGGAACGGGCUGUGGUCAACAUGGUCCGGGCCAGAAAUGACAUUCGGCUUAGAGAAAUCAGACAGAACAUCCUGGACGAUGAAGAUCUCUUCAGGAAUGUGGAAGCCAUAAGUUUGCCGACCAUUGCAAGUGUUCUGAAAAGGCACCAGGUGUCCCUCAAACAGUUGUACCGUGUGCCUUUUGAAAGAAAUGCAGACAGAGUGAAGCAACUGAGGAUUGAGUAUGUUCAGAGGGUGAUGGCCCUGGAUGCGGAUGAAAAUCAUCACAAAUUUGUUUUUGUGGAUGAGGCAGGCUUCAACCUGGCCAGGACAAGGAGGAGAGGGCGAAAUUUAAUUGGCCAGCGGGCAACCAUACAAGUACCUGCACGACGUGGGGCCAACAUCAGUAUGUGUGCGGCGAUAUCAGAAGAUGGUGUGGUAGGGCGUAGAUCUCUGAUUGGCGCAUAUAAUGCAGAGCGCCUUAUUGCAUUUCUUGAUGAGCUAACUCUAGUCUGUAGAGCUGUUGGUGUAAUUUAUGUCAUUGUGUGGGACAACGUCAGGUUCCACCACGCUCAUCUGGUGCAGGCAUGGUUUCAGGCCCAUCCACAGUUCCUCACUGUGUACUUGCCCCCAUACUCUCCUUUCCUUAACCCCAUUGAGGAAUUUUUCUCCACAUGGAGGUGGAAAGUGUAUGAUCGGCAUCCGCAUCAACAAGUGACCCUUCUUCAGGCCAUGGACAAUGCCUGCGAUGACAUUACAGCAGACCAGUGUCAGGCCUGGAUUCGCCAUGCGCGAAGGUACUUUCCAAGAUGUUUGGCAAACGAAAACAUCUAUGCGGAUGUGGAUGAGAACCUGUGGCCCAAUCCACAAGACAGGGUUGAUGGGGGAUGACGAGUGAUUGUUGAUCCUUUGUUUAGCUUUUUUUUCUUACUGUACAGUAACCAGGUGAGGAACACGGCAGUUUGUUUUGUAGGACUUUUUUUUUGUUUUGUUACAGUAAUUGUUGCUUUCAUUCAACCUAUGUUGUCAUUUAGUUUGUAUUCAUCAAUAAAUUUCAGCUUUGUUCAAUGAUUCCACUGUGUCUGUGGUAUUCUCUCUACUAAUCCUUUUACAGUGACAUUACGUGUAGCACAGGAUGAAACAUGUAUCACAUAUUUUGUACUACAAUAUUAAAUGGCUGUACGAACAACUAAACAGUGAAACUAUGUGUAUGUUGUGUGUGGGUGAUCUAAAGAAAUGUCCCUAUGGGAUUUCAUGAUAAAUGAGUUGUUUGAACCAAUGAUUCUGUGAGUGCAAGCUUUCUUUAAAGAUAUGAAUACACAAUGCAAUGUUUUGAACGUUGGACAGCCUGUGAUACAAGUGGUGGCCGUUUUGAGUUUUGUAUCUAGAGUUGUGAAAAAUGACAUCAAAGUUCUGAAGCUAGUGUCAAAGCGAUUGACAAAAACUGUAAAAGCACAUAAAAGGGUUAAAAUUAGACGGUUAAGAUUACCUGCAUGUCGGGUUAUGGACAAGCUAUAGUAAACAACAGUGUUUUUAGACCUGAUUUAAAUGCGCUUACAGUCUGUGCACACCUCAGGUGUUCAGGGAGCUUGUUCCCCAGGUGUGGAACAUAAAAACCGAAUGCUGCUUCAGCCUUUUUAGUUCUGACCCUGGGAACACAGAGUAAACCUGUCCCUUAAGACCUGAGGAGUCUAGGCGCCUCAUAUACAACAAGUGGGUCAGAGAUGUAUUUUGGACCUAGACCAUUCAGUGUCUUGUAGGUCAGCAACAGAAUUUUAUAAUCUAUCCUCUUACACACAGGAAGCCAGUGCAAAGAUUUAAGGACAGGUGUAAUGUGGUCCAUUUUCUUGGUGUUGGUCAAGACUCUGGCAGCGGCAUUUUGGAUAAGCUGCAGUUGUUUAAUUGAUUUUUUAUUGAGACCUGUAAAGAUGCCAUUACAAUAAUCUAACCUACUAAAAAUAUAUGCAUGAACAAGUUUUUCAGUGUCUUCUUUGGACAGAAAUCCCUUGAUUCUUGCAAUAUUUUUUA